AUGUUUUCGGUUGCGUCUUACGGUAAAGCGGUCGGCAAACUUGUGUUUCUGAAGCAACUUUGUUCGAGUCUUUACGGUGUCAACGCUUCGCGUGCUCUAAACGAUAUUGAAUAUGACCGGCUGUCGAACAGGACACUCGAAUCAUUGUACGACUGUCUGGAUGCGUUGUCAGAUGUUGUUUCAAACUUACCUGCAGAAUAUGACGUCAGUCUGUCGAACGGCGUCCUUACCGUUAAGCUCGGUCAAGAUAUCGGCACUUAUGUAAUUAACAAACAGACUCCAAACAAGCAGAUUUGGUUGUCUUCGCCGAUCAGUGGCCCAAAACGUUACGACUACGUGGACAAUCAAUGGGUCUAUCUUCAUGAUCAAGUCCCUUUGCACCAGCUAUUAGAAACCGAACUGAAAAACACCUUCAAAUGCAAUCUGAUUCGUUUGCCGAAACAUUUUUCGAUUAGUACUGACCAAACUGAACGUUACUGA
Messenger RNA from Soboliphyme baturini, 480 nucleotides. NCBI's taxonomy places the organism in Eukaryota, Metazoa, Nematoda, Enoplea, Dioctophymatida, Soboliphymatidae. The record is from the annotation of a GenBank genome assembly.